This is a messenger RNA of Cynara cardunculus var. scolymus (artichoke), 1131 nucleotides long. Its product is annotated as GDSL esterase/lipase At5g03610-like. NCBI's taxonomy places the organism in Eukaryota, Viridiplantae, Streptophyta, Magnoliopsida, Asterales, Asteraceae. Bases 23 to 1054 code for a protein of 343 amino acids. The record is from RefSeq and is a predicted model, not a curated record. Gene Ontology annotation, molecular function: hydrolase activity, acting on ester bonds. The transcript is spliced from 4 exons.
AACCCUUUUCUUUCUCUUUGCAAUGAAUAAGCAUACAUGUCUGGUUUUCUUUUGUCUCUUUAGCUCCCUAACUGUUACCAUUUCUGAUGAGAGAUUUCCAGUUAACUUGAAGUUAUUUGUGUUUGGAGACUCGUAUGCCGAUACCGGAAAUUGGCCAAAAUCAUACGGUGGAUCAUGGCAGGAACCAUAUGGUAUCACUUUUCCUGGUACUCCCUCCGGCAGGUUUUCCGAUGGUCGUGUGCUCACGGAUUAUAUCGCUGGAAUAUUGGGGACAAAAUCUCCGAUAACAUAUGGAGGUUGGAAAUCUGGUGAGAAAAAAUCGAUAAGGUAUGGGAUGAAUUUUGCAUAUGGAGGGACAGGUGUCUUCAAUACACUGGUGAAUCAACCAAACAUGACCACACAAAUCAACUAUUUUCAACAACUUAUUCAACAGAAACAAGAUCUGCUUCAUGCAUCCUCCAUUGCCAUACUCUCUCUAGCAGGCAAUGACUAUGCAACUUACUUCACAUCAAAUCACACCCUCAAGGAUUUGUCAGGUUUAACGAAGUCAGUAAUUAGCCAAUUGGUUUCGAAUUUGAAGCGUAUACAUGAAUUGGGAGUUCGGAAGAUAGGGAUCACUACAAUGGAACCACUCGGGUGUUUGCCACAAUUCACGGUUUUUAAGUCGUAUCAAAAGUGUAGUAACACUGAGAACUCGAUAGCGGAGUUCCAUAACCAAGUGCUUGUGGAAAGCGUUAGAAAGCUAAACAACGAGAGCGAUGGUAAAUCGCUCUUUGUAAUCCUGGAUCUCUACAAAGCUUUCUUGAUUGCUCUGAACCUACGACAAAACCUUUCGACUGGGAAUUCAAAGUUGGAGAUGUUACUAAAACCGUGUUGUCAAGGUGUUAGCAAAGAAUACUCGUGUGGAAACGUCGAAAAGGAUACAAAGAUAUUGAAAUAUAGUGUUUGUGGAAACCCUAAUGACUCGUUUUUCUGGGACAUGAUACACCCUUCGCAACGAGGUUGGCAUGCGGUUUCUUCAAGUUUACGCUCUUCUCUUCUUCAACUUCUUUAAGGUCGGGUUUCACCGUAACCUUUUUCUAGAUCAUAGAUAUACAUGUCUCAUGUUACAUGUGAAACCCUUUUUCCAAA